CUCCGCCGCCGGCCUUUGCAUGUGUCCAUUCAGCUGGAAGCAAGUAAAACCUGGUGGGCAGAGGAGGAGUUUUUGAAGAAAAGAAAGAGAGGGAAAAAAAAAGCCACAGUGAUCCGAUUAUCUGCAGGCCGAGUUCCGUCUUCCUGUGAGUGACCAGGCGACCUUACUUGACUGCAAGCCCGCCAGCCAGAACACCGGGGGUUUGCGCCUGCCUUUUCCGAUGUCAAACAAACAUAAGAAGCUGCCCUAGCACCCCUCUCCAUCGUCCCCGUCUGACUGGACUUGUUACUUCACCCCUGGUGCCUCCCAUCUCUUACCACCUGCGCGAACCAGCAUUCGGUUCUUGGCCUGCCUGUACGACGGCAAGUCUUCCCAUCUCGCUCUUACCUAAGAUGCUCGGUUCGUAGUGGCGGCCACCAAAGCGGUCAGAGUCAGAGCAGAGACAAAGCCCAUCCGAACACAAAUCAAGGCCACAGCAUCGCACACAGGGGCAAGCCAAGGCGAGGGCCAGACGCGCAUACAGAAGCGGUAGUAGUAGCAACAGCAACAGCAGCAGCAGCAUACCCGUCGUCGCGGAACCCGGCCAACGGAGAUUACAGCCGAUGAGCGAGGAGCGGCCACGACCACAGACAGCCCAGCCACCGAGGCCUGUCGCCCAUCAGUGGCACCGACGAGCACCACAGCAACUCAAGACAUAAAAAACCCUGGGGCCCUGGGCGGAGUCGGCUCCCCAUCGAGCCCACCCGCCGAACCCAGCGAGCCACCCCACCCAACCACAAAUCCACCACCGCUACCCGCCCACCCAGAAGCCCACCCCCAUCUGCAACGGUCCAAGUCAUACAGGUUCUGUUUCGGUCGUCAUUUGCCAAUCCGCAUUUGGCUCGAAGCGGCAGCUGAGUGGCACCCUGCCCCAGCCGGUCCAUGAGGCGAGAGAGGCCGAGUCAAGCAAGGCCGCUGCGCUGCAUUUUGCCGACUUACACGCGCGGCCAGCCAGCCCAGGUGGGCGUGUGUGUGCCACAUUCCUCUGCGUGCCCUGGACAACGGCACUCUCUUGGGGACUCUCAACCCAACGAGUCCGACCGGGAGAACAACAGCGAGCGCCCUCUCGUGACGUCCGCUGCGCCCACACCCCCCUCCUCCUCGGUGCGGGUCUUAAAGGGUUGCUUUGCCGGGCGGCGGAAAAUAAAAGGACACAAAAAUAACAAUAAUAGACUAGAAGCACGGCGAACCGCAGCCAACCGACUAGCGGGCGGAUAUCGAAUAACGUAAAGCACGCAACAAAGACGUUACCCGGUCCGCCGCGCCCCUCUCCUCCGUCACCGCAGCUUGCCUGCUUGGCCGGGCCGACGCGACGAACAAAUUUCAUCGAUCGACAGUUCCAUCGAGGCCGACACAAUCUGGCUUCUCCUGAAGCCCGCUGUCUUACAAACCAAGCCCAACCCUAAGGGUCCAGAACCAGAAAAAUCUCCACUCAGCCCUUGGCCUCUUGUGAUUUUUUUUUUGUUUUUCCGCUUCUUGUCGACCUUGCCCGUUUCUGAUAUUCGACAGCCCGUCUUGGAAUUUUGCAUCGAACCGGAGUCACCCGAGCAUCAUUUAUUGCCUUCUCUUACGGAUACUUGCUUCUUUCUUUUUCUCCUCCCUUCUUACUGAGCCGGUCCCAUAUUUGUUGGCCACCACCUCUCGGCACUCUACUCACGGUCAAUCUCUCUCUCUUGGGGGCGCAUUUCCCGUCUGGUGCUCACAGGUGUCUCCAAUUGUCCUGGUCUUAGUUUCUAGCAUUUGCGCCCGGUUGCGACAAGGACCCGAAUCUGGUGGCACAACAUCUUUCUUUCUUAUUUCCACACACGCCUCUGUUUGACCUUUUUGCUUUUUUUCUUUUCUCAUAUUUCUUUUAUCCCCAAAACGUCAGUUCCAGCAGCCCACGGAAGUGGCUGGCCCUGGCUGCUGAAUCAUACCUACGAGCCUUCGGGACAUUGCGCUUCCACUUGAACGCCACAAGGGCCACCCACCCCCACCGCCGUCGACAAGGCUGCACCCAGUCGAAGCUCUAACAGACACCCCGGUUCGGUGCCUGUAACGACCAGGACUGCCACCCGUGUCUUCCCCCGGUCCCCCAACUUGGCCUUGAACAAAAACCGUUUGACCGCCGGGUUCCGUCACCCUCCAGGCUUCGUUCGACCUUUACCGUCCGCGCCGCACAUCCGCCCUCCAUCGACGACAACAGCCUGCUUCCGCCGCCGCCGCUACUGCUGCAACUCCCUUCACCCAACCGGCCGGAAACACCAUGAUUAUCGACGGCGAGAAGUGGGCUUGUGAGGCCUGCGUUCGCGGACACCGCGUCAGCAACUGCCAGCAUUCGGACCGCCCAUUACAGCACAUCAACAAGAAAGGCCGGCCCGUGUCGCAAUGCCAGCACUGUCGGUCGAUGCGCAAGUCGCGCCAAUCUCACAUCAAGUGCGACUGCGGCGAGAAGUCCCACAAGUGCGCGCACCUGAAGACUACCGUCGAGGGUCACAGGGAUAGCUGCUGCUGCAACCACGGCGGCCGCUGCACCUGCUCUCACAAGAAAGAACCACAGCUCGACCCCGUGCCGGAAUCCGACUCGGAUGACCACGCCACCACCGUCUCUGCCACGGUGUCGUGCGGCGCCCUCGGCAAGCCGGCAGCCGCGACAAAACAGACCGCCGCCAAGGGAGGCGCCGUGCGCAGCAGGAGAAGAGCCAACACGAUUCACUCCGACGGCGGCGCAUCAUUAACGUUUGACGAGAACGGUCGUCACAAGCCGACCUACAAGCACGCAAAGGCCUCGUCCAAGUGCGAGCCCUACCCGCUCAAGCGCGUCAACUCGGUCCACAGCACGAGCAGCCUCCCGAACCGAAGUCCCGCCGACAGCCCGGCCGCAGUCGGCUAUGGUGCCGCCGACAUGGCUUCUGGCCCCGAGGCGGCUGCCCGGAGAGCCGUCAAGUCCGAGGCCACCUCGCCUCUCCUGACACCCGGCUUCUCGCAGCUCAAUGGCCAGCUGACGCCCCUCGACCUCUCGGGUAUCGAGUAUCCACGCUACGUUCCCGGUGCCGGCAGUGCCGGCUUUGACCUGUUCGGGACGGGCGGCCUCGCAGAUCACGAGGGCCCCAUGUUCAGCGCGGGUCUGACCGCCCCUCACGUCGACUGGAGCCACUACGACCUGGACUUUGGGCGGUCCGGCGGCGACGGGUUCGCCUCGUCCAGCUACGGCGGGGGCGCCCACGGAUACACGGGCGCCGGCGCCUUUGACUUCAGCGGCUCCGAGCAGGCGCCCACCAUGACGACGGCCACGUCGGGCGACGUGUCCGAGGUCGAGGACUUCAUGGGCCCCGGCGGCGCAGACGACUAUGACGUGGGGAGCGCAUUCGGCGCCGCGUACAGCGGCCUCGCCUCUGGGGCCGCUGACCUGUCGGCUCUCGAGUACGAGGACUUUGACCCCGUUUCAAAGGUCCAGGGGGCGCUGGGCGCCGGCACAGGCACCAAGCUGUACGCGACCUCGUCCGCCGCCGGCACCGCUGACGACUCGGUCCUGGCCGCCGUGCCCGCCAGCGCCGCAUUCGCCGACGACCCGUUGUUCUGGAUGAAUGAUUAUCCGCACGGCAUGCCUAUUAUUGACAACUCCACCCCGGACCCAAAUGGGCUCUACAACUGGGACACCCGGUAACAGCCAAUGCGGCUGCUAUCACCCAAAAUUCCAAGGAGCCUCUGGGACAAACGCCCACCACAUGGGACGCCCAAGCUUCCUUAGCUCCGACUGACCCCACGACACCCAAGUGCGUGCGUGGCAAGAACGGUCGGAACACCCACGUUUGUCAGGAACAACAGACUUCCGCCAACCAGGUGGCUACAUCUGUCUUGCUCUCCUGACGCCACCGCCACGGUAUAUAUUACGUUUUGUCCCAAGCGGACACCCCAUCAUGAACAACUAUGCCGGCACGAUUCCCCUCGUGCAACGAAGUUACCCCGGAUCUCCCCAAGCGAUUCACCAUCUUUCUGGCCAUUCCCCCUUUGCAUCCGGAUACGACGAAAAGACUCGAGAAGCAUGACAUCUGCCACGUUUUGCCAGUUUUUUGCCAUAUCGACCGAUCGCACCGCAUAUAUCCCAUUUAGCUUUUUCUUCCCUGUGAUUACUUGCAUUCGAUCACCUCUGUUUAUACUCAGUCUUGUUGUCAUAGGGUGUGUUGGGUUUCAUGGAGCAUCAGAGGUUGUGUUGGUGGCUGUGGAUGUCUCUUUUCACGUCUGAGUGGGCGGUUUUGUUUUUCGCGAACCUGGACGAACCGAAAACGAACAAAAAAAGAUGUCUUUCCUUGUUGGGGUGGAGCUUGCACCCAACACUAGUGGGAGAUAGCCUUGUCUCUUGGCAUGGGAACAGGUCGGAGACGAAUGAGGUGCAAAAAAAGAAUAGUGGAGAGGAUGCAUGGUCGGCAGGACGCCCAUCUCCUUCCCCCGCUUGUCAAGUCGGAGUUUUGAUGUGCCCAUGAGAUCGCUCGUUUCUUUGACAGAUUCUCAUAUACUUGUUAUCGCUUUCGCGACGAAAGCAAAGCGUGCGCACACAAAAGACUCUCCGACUGACCGGGAAUAGGGGGGCCACACCUCGUCCGCCCUUGUCUUCUUUUCCCCCUGUCAACCUCGUGAGCCGCCUUGCUGGCACGCGUACUCGACAAGACCGGUUACUGGUGGGGACCUGGCAACCUACCUACCUCGCACCGUUCAUGCACCGCGGCUUCCUCAUGUUGGCUACGGGGAUAGCACACGAGGUUUCCGUUAUUGGGCGUUGCUAACAUCGAAGAGUAGCGAGAAGGCGUUUCAUAGACUAAAAAAGAGUGGCGGGCAUUUUCUGGCGCAGGGGAAAAGGAGGCAAGGAUGGUAAAAAGUGAGGCGCGUUUGCUUUGGUUCGUUGAUGAUUUACCUUGCUUCUAGCUGUACAAACACAAUCGCAUCGUUCGGAUAAGGAAAAAAAAAAAGGAUUGGGGCUGCCCAUGGGUCGGAUAUGGAAGGGAACCGGAGGGGAAUUUACAACUAGGACAUGUUGUUUUGCAUAACGCGGAUGAUCCUUGGAUUCCAACAUCGCUUGAUGUUUCCCUUCCAGCGUUGAAACAGGAACGACUGGACACUUGUGUCGGUCAGAGCCGAGAAGGCUCGGUGGGCUCGGUGACUGGGCCGAGCUCGCCCAUGAACAAGGCGGAACAAACGUGACGCGCCCUAGCAAGGAGGUGGGCUCGAGAUCGAUGGCACUCUCGGAAGACGCCGGUCGUUUCAUGGUGUUUCCGUCGGGUAGCGGCGACGCUUGACAAGGCGUGGUUCUCCCCCUUUUUUUGCUUGCUUUUUGUCGAUUUUAUUUGUUCUGCCAUCUCACGACGCUGAUCUCGAUGUCGAUCCAAAGUCCGUGGCGCGGCCGUGGCCGGGGGACCCACCGCGGAGCGGAUCGGGGCGGAUCGGGGCGGAUCGGGGCGGAUCGGGGCGGUUCGCGGACGAGGACAUGGGGGGAAGUAGGGUGACCGGUAAAAGAAAAGAGAAAAAGAUCAGAGUUGCCCCCUCCUGCGUCUGAGACUCCCCCUCCGUCAUCGGGUCCGGGAAGCCCCAACAAAGUCUCCGUGCCGUAGCGAUGCCAUUGGUUUACUGCCGUUUUGGAAGUCAGUGCGGCCCGCACUAUCAGGUGACAGAUGAUCCGUCGCCCGACCAGCCAGCCCGUAGCCUCCUCUGGUCCUCCCUCCUGCUCCAACUUGCUGGGCCGCGGGAGUGUUUGUUGCUGCAUAGCCAUCGACAGGGCCGCCGUCGGUCGAUUUCGUCCGCUUCGUUGGUGAUCGGGUAGAGUCGUUGGUCUUGUGAAGAGGGAACA
Gaeumannomyces tritici R3-111a-1 is the source of this 5860-nucleotide messenger RNA. RefSeq lists its product as hypothetical. Gene Ontology annotation, cellular component: nucleus. Lineage: Eukaryota; Fungi; Ascomycota; Sordariomycetes; Magnaporthales; Magnaporthaceae. The transcript is spliced from 4 exons. The coding region runs from base 2285 to 3685 and encodes 466 amino acids. The record is from RefSeq and is a predicted model, not a curated record. Gene Ontology annotation, molecular function: DNA-binding transcription factor activity, RNA polymerase II-specific; RNA polymerase II cis-regulatory region sequence-specific DNA binding; copper ion binding. Gene Ontology annotation, biological process: intracellular copper ion homeostasis; positive regulation of transcription by RNA polymerase II; intracellular iron ion homeostasis.